Molecule: messenger RNA, 1747 nt
Organism: Closterium sp. NIES-67
Lineage: Eukaryota; Viridiplantae; Streptophyta; Zygnematophyceae; Desmidiales; Closteriaceae
Source: the annotation of a GenBank genome assembly
GACCAAAUCACCACCAACCAUACAUUGAUCCUCAAGCAAUCUCCGUGUUUUCCACCACGCAUCUCUUCAGCCUUCUCUCUGCUAGUUUCGUGGCUAGGCUGAUAUCACUGUCCAUUUGUUGGCUUGGUCAACCUCUUGAUCUUCGCCGAUCAAGCAACAUGGCUGCCAGAAAUGCUCUUACUGAGAUCCUCAAGAAGCGUGGUCGCCUCCCGUCGGUGUUCUCUCCGCGUGUGCUUGCAGACGCGGUGCCAUGCGCGGCUCACGGGCAAAAGUCAGGCGCAGCUGGAACUGCGGAUUCUGUGGGGGUCACUUCCCCUGAGACGAAUAAGUGGUGUCGUCUGGGAUGGCUUCUGGCAGCCGGUGGAGUAGCCACUCUUCCGGCAGUCGUCAGUCCUUCCGAAUCGAUAGCUUUUUCGGAAGCCUCAUCGGAAGGUAGUGCCGGAAAGUCCGCUAGCGGAGGACCAGAUGGAUCUUUUAAGCCGCAGAUCAUCUUCGUCCUUGGCGGUCCUGGGAGUGGCAAGGGAACUCAGUGCGCCAAGAUUGUAGAGGAAUACGGAUUCACUCACUUGAGCGCUGGCGACCUACUUCGCGCCGAGAUCAAGUCCGGAUCUUCUCACGGAAACAUGAUUCAGAACAUGAUCAAGGAGGGAAAGAUAGUUCCAGCCGAGGUCACUGUUGGUCUUCUUCAGAAGGCAAUGAAGGAGAGCGGGAAUAACAAGUUUCUUAUUGACGGGUUCCCUCGGAACAAUGAUAACAGGACUGUUUUCGAGAAGCAGACUGGAGUCGAUCCUGAGUUUAUUCUAUUCUUUGAUUGCCCAGAGGACGUAAUGGUUAAGCGUCUGCUUGGCAGAAACCAGGGCCGUAUUGACGACAACAUGGAUACUAUCAAAAAAAGGUUCCGGGUCUUCUUGGACCAGAGUAUUCCAGUUGUGAAUCAUUAUGACCUGCGCGGCAAAGUGCGAAAGAUCGAUGCUACCCGUUCCCCAGACGAAGUGUUCCAAGCAGUUUCUCCUCUUUUUACCAAGUUCCGUGAGGGUGAUCUGCUGGACCACACGAAGGCCUUGCUAAAUGCAGUUGACACUGGGGACUACAAGACAUAUUCAAACCUCUCUGAUGCGCAGCUCACCGCCUUCGAGCCAGAAGCACAAGGUGGCUUGGUCAAGGGCCUGGACUUCCACAAGUACUAUUUUGAUCGCAGUUCUGGAAACGGCUCAUCAAAGUCGACCAUGGUUGCACCCCACAUUGCCAUUGCUGGGAAUGCGGGUAUUGUCUCCUACACGCGUCUCAUUCAGAUGACUGAUGCUUCAGGAAAGGUGGAAAGCAAAGCAUUCAACGAGACGAGAGUAUGGGAGAGGCGCAAGACUGCUGACGGAGCUUGGGAGUGGAAGAACAUUCACUUUCACCGGUCCCAAGCACAAGGCUAGUGCAUCUGUAAGGUUGGUCUGCUACAUCAGCAUAUAUAUAUAUAUAGGUCAAGGUGUGGAUGGGAAUGACUCAGCGGGUUUGUUUGGUCCCAUUUGUCAUUCAUACACGUUACCUAGUUCAAAAGAUAGGAUGGUGGUGAGUAAGAUCCUUAUGGUUGCUUUUGGAGCGAACUAUAUGAAGACACACAAGACCUUAUGGUGGAGCAUAUGUUCCAUACUAAUAUCGAACAUUGAACAUCGAUAGCUGAAUGCGCAGGAGGAUCCAACAGAGACGGUUUUGUGCAAGAGGAAUCCAAAUCCAGCCCAACUUUCGAGCUGGUGAG